Molecule: messenger RNA, 1251 nt
Organism: Recurvomyces mirabilis
Lineage: Eukaryota; Fungi; Ascomycota; Dothideomycetes; Mycosphaerellales; Teratosphaeriaceae
Product: Transcriptional activator of fatty acid utilization
Exons: 2
Coding region: 1-1251 (416 amino acids)
Source: RefSeq, a predicted model, not a curated record
AUGCCGCCAGCUGGUUCAUUUGAAAGCAAACAUCUCAACGGCUUCCCUGAAGAGACUGCUUAUCCUAGCAGGACGAUCGCAUAUCAGGCCGCUGGCAUGAUCACGUCGAUCAUUGAGAAUCUCCAACUUCACGACCAGCUGCGCUUCACACCUGCAUUUAUCGUCUACUCGCUCUUCUCCGCGCUCAUCAUGCACGUCUACCAAAUGCGGAGCUCGAAUCAGACUAUCGUGUCAGCCACACAAGCUCGACUUACAAGCUGCAUGAAUGCAUUACGCGACGUAAGCAAGGUUUGGCUGGUGGCGAAAAUGGUUCACACUCUGUUCGAGUCCAUUCUCGGCAACAAAGUUCUGGAAGAGCGACUACAGAAAGCGGCUGGUAGACGACAUCAAAAGGCCAAGCCAAAUGGAGUGUCCGGCGCACGGACCGCGAAAAGUACUCCACCUGGCGAGCGUGCUCAUCCAGUGCAACCGCAAGGAAAUAAUGACAACCAAAAGCGCAAAUUUGAUGACAUGGAGUUUGGCUAUACGAGUGGACCUCCAGCCGCACAAAUGAGCUACGAGCGCAGCAGACCGCAGAGUCCUGUACUCUCACCCUCUCACGACAUCCCAGAGCAACAGCAGCAAGCACAUCACCAUCAGCAACUACCCACAAUUUCGGCGACGAGUCCUCCAGUCCGUCACAGCACGGACGCCUUUAUGGGCACAUCACGAGCCAACACCCGCCCGACAACGCCCUUCAACGGCUUCUCCUACCCGGGCACACCGCCCGACCUCUUCCUCCACACCCGUAACAGCCCGAAGAUCAGCGAAGACCUCUGGCAAAACUAUGACCCUGGCCAACUCUUCCCACCCGAAGCGAACGGCAUGGGCAUGGGUCUCCUCAGUCCGAACGAAGGUAUGGUCGACCCAGCCUUACGACAAGCCGCGCAACAGGUACCCAAUAUGUCUAUGCACCCUGAUCAACAACCCGGCGCCGGCCAGCAUCUGCAACCCGCAUACCAUCAAGAUCCACAGGCUUGGUCGCAGUUACAAGCUGGACUUCAUGCACAGCAGCAGCAUCAGCAGGCGGAGGAUCAGUGGAGUACGUCGUCGAGUACGGGACCGAUCGUUCCUACCACGUUGAAUGUGGGCGAUUGGUUCGAGUUCUUUGGGAUUCCGAAUGGAGAUCAGAUACCUGGCGGUAUGGCGGGGUUGGUUGGGGGGCCGUUGGCGGGGUUGCAGCAGGGGGGGCAGGGCGGGGGGUAUGGAUAG